This is a messenger RNA of Pipistrellus kuhlii (Kuhl's pipistrelle), 1316 nucleotides long. RefSeq names its product forkhead box E3 (gene FOXE3). NCBI's taxonomy places the organism in Eukaryota, Metazoa, Chordata, Mammalia, Chiroptera, Vespertilionidae. The transcript is spliced from 2 exons. Gene Ontology annotation, biological process: cell differentiation; regulation of transcription by RNA polymerase II; anatomical structure morphogenesis. Bases 1 to 1128 code for a protein of 375 amino acids. Gene Ontology annotation, molecular function: RNA polymerase II cis-regulatory region sequence-specific DNA binding; DNA-binding transcription factor activity, RNA polymerase II-specific. The record is from RefSeq and is a predicted model, not a curated record.
AUGAAGCUUGGGGAGGAAAAGGUGCUGGAGAAGCUGGAGUUGCAACCCCUAGAUCCUCUACAGGCAGCAGGACCCCAUGAUCAGAAGGCUGCCAGGUCCAGUUCUGGCUCUGCCACUUCCAGGCCAUUCACCCUGGGGCAAGCUGCCUCGGUGCUGGCAGCUCUUAGGCUACUGGGAGAAACAGAUGAAAUGUUUCGGGAGCAGCGCAGCGCGGGCAGGCAGGGCCGCGGCCUCCCCAGGACCGGGCGCAGCGACAUGGAGCCCCCAGCCUUCUUCCCGGGCUUCCCGGCCCUGCCCUCGGUCGCGCCGUCGGGGCCGCCGCCGCCUUCGCCUUCUCCGCUCGCCGGAGCCGAGCCCGGGCCGGAGCCCGAAGAGGCGCCCGCGGGCCGCGGAGAGCCGGAGCCGGAGCCCGCGCCGGGCCCGGGCCCAGGGGGGCGGAGGCGGCGGCGGCCCCUGCAGCGCGGGAAGCCGCCCUACUCGUACAUCGCGCUCAUCGCCAUGGCGCUGGCGCACGCCCCGGGCCGCCGCCUCCCGCUGGCCGCCAUCUACCGCUUCAUCAGCGAGCGCUUCGCCUUCUACCGCGACAGCCCGCGCAAGUGGCAGAACAGCAUCCGCCACAACCUCACGCUCAACGACUGCUUCGUCAAGGUGCCCCGCGAGCCGGGCAACCCGGGCAAGGGCAACUACUGGACGCUGGACCCGGCGGCCGCGCACAUGUUCGACCACGGCAGCUUCCUGCGGCGCCGCCAGCGCUUCAAGCGCGCCGAGCCGCCCGCGACCCCGCCGCCCGCGCCCGCCGCGCCGCCCGGCCCCUGCGUGCCCUUCCCGUCCGACCCCUUCGGCGCGGACAGCCUGGGGGGCCUGGGGGACCUGCCGCCCGAGCUGGGGGUGCUGGGCGCCCCGGAGCCGCCCUGCUGCGCCGUGCCCGACGCCGCCUUCCCGCCCUGCGCCGCCGCCUUCCCGCCGCUCUACGCGCCCGACCGCCCGGCGCUGCCCCCGCGCCCCGCCGAGCCGCUGCUGGCCUUGGCCGCGCCGCCGGGAGCGCUGGGCCCGCUUGGCCCGCUGUGCCCCGGGGAGGCCUACCUGCGGCCGCCGGGCUACCUGCCGGGGCUGGAGCGCUACCUGUGAGCCCUGCCUCGCAGGCAGCGGCCGCCUGGAGAACCCCCUGCCUCUUGGACUGAGCACACCUGUUACCUCUUUCAUUGGGGAGAAUCCCAUCUUCUCUCCACCGGACUGAACCCUCCCUCCCCCCACUGUGUGAGCCCCUCGUUUCUUCUCCUUCCCCGGUGGGCCCCCACCUGCGCGCUUCCCCAGUG